Messenger RNA from Chanos chanos (milkfish), 618 nucleotides. It is a transcript of the gene rergla, whose product is annotated as RERG/RAS-like a. The transcript is spliced from 5 exons. The coding region runs from base 1 to 618 and encodes 205 amino acids. NCBI's taxonomy places the organism in Eukaryota, Metazoa, Chordata, Actinopteri, Gonorynchiformes, Chanidae. The record is from RefSeq and is a predicted model, not a curated record. Gene Ontology annotation, molecular function: GTP binding; GTPase activity.
AUGAAUGACAUCAAAGUCGCUGUUCUGGGAGGCGAAGCAGUCGGGAAAUCUGCACUCAUUGUUCGUUUCCUGACAAGACGAUUUAUUGGAGAAUACGCAUCAACAACAGAGUGUAUAUACAGAAAGCGCCUUUCUAUUGACGGGCGGCAGGUGAAUCUAGAAUUGUAUGAUCCCUGCUCACAGUCCUGUGAUGAAAAGUCCACGCUGAAUGACCAGAUCCACUGGGCGGAUGGCUUUGUGGUCGUCUAUGACAUCAGUGAUCGCUCUUCCUUCCUCACUGCUACAGCCAUCAUUCACCUCAUCCGUGAGCUGAAUCUGGGAACUCCUAAAAGGGAUGCUGAUUCAGUGGUCUUCCUGGUUGGCAACAAGCAGGACCUGUGUCACAUUCGGGAAGUGGGCAGGGACGAGGGACAGAGGCUGGCAGCAGAGGGUCGCUGUCAGUUCUACGAGCUGUCUGCAGCUGAGCACUACCAGGAGGUGGCGCUUAUGUUCUCCAAGAUGGUGCGCAAUGCCAGUCUGGGUGGCAAAGCCAAGGAGCGUCGUCGCCGCCCCAGUGGCUCAAAGUCCAUGGCCAAGCUCAUUAACAACGUCUUCGGCAAGCGACGAAAAUCUGUGUGA